Molecule: messenger RNA, 1049 nt
Organism: Cuculus canorus (common cuckoo)
Lineage: Eukaryota; Metazoa; Chordata; Aves; Cuculiformes; Cuculidae
Gene: SAP30
Product: Sin3A associated protein 30
Exons: 4
Coding region: 233-835 (200 amino acids)
Biological process (GO): regulation of DNA-templated transcription
Cellular component (GO): histone deacetylase complex
Molecular function (GO): protein binding; transcription coregulator activity
Source: RefSeq, a predicted model, not a curated record
GUUACAUAGGAAACAGCUGAAGAGUCUCCACAUGACAGGGGGGGAAGGAGGAAGAAGAAGGAGAAGAGGGGCGACCCGUGGGGCGCCGCUCCGGUAGCCGCGGUAGCCGGCGGGGAGAGCCCUUUGUGCGGAGCGAGCUCGGGGCGGAGCGGGGAGCGACCCCGCGGGCCGCGGCGCCUCGGCGGGGAAGUUCGGCGCCGGCCGGGACCCCGGCGCGUCCCCCCGCUUCGGCAUGAACGGCUUCGGCCCCGAGGAGGCGCCGCAGCGCGGGGCGGACCCCGGCGCGGGGCUGGGCUGUGGCGCGGAGCUGCCGGCGGGGCCGGGGGGCGCCGCGGGGGCCGGGGGCGCGGGGGGGCCCGGCGCGGGGCAGCUGUGCUGCCUGCGGGAGGAGGGCGAGCGCUGCGGCCGCGCCGCCGGCAACGCCAGCUUCAGCAAGCGCAUCCAGAAGAGCAUCUCGCAGAAGAAGGUGAAGAUCGAGCUAGACAAGAGCGCGAGACAUCUGUAUAUAUGCGACUUCCACAAAAACCUAAUUCAGAGUGUGAGAAACAGAAGAAAGAGGAAAGGCAGCGACGAUGAUGGUGAUUCACCUGUGCAAGACAUUGACACUCCAGAGGUUGAUUUAUAUCAGUUACAAGUGAACACACUUCGAAGGUACAAAAGACACUUCAAGCUACAGACCAGACCGGGACUUAACAAAGCACAGCUUGUUGAAAUAAUUGGCUGCCAUUUUAGGACAAUUCCAGUGAAUGAAAAGGACACCUUAACAUAUUUCAUCUACUCGGUGAAGAAUGACAAGAACAAAGCAGAUCUAAAGAUGGAUAGUGGGGUUCACUAGACAGAAAAGGUUGGGACUGAGACUCAGGCCGCAAAUCAAAAGACUGAGGGUUUUUGUUGGUAUGCAAAAGCUUUCUUUGUAAUUUUUUUUCCCCAGGGGGUUUGUCUCUGUUUUGUUUUUUUUUUCCUAACUUCGCUGAUUUGUUUGAAAACCAUCUCCUAUGAAACAAAUUUCCUCAGCAAAAGUAUUUUAAAUAAAUAUUACUGAUACUGUU